AGCUUUCUGGAGGCUCGGUUUGAAGUUGUGACAUCUGUAGACACUUUCGACUUGAUAUUAAGGCGCGCCUAACCGAGAGUGAAAGUUAUUCGUGCAAUUACGCAGGUCAAAAUAUCGAUUUAAUUUUUUACGCCAACUAAGGAAACCAAAAGAAGUUACUACGUAGGAUACCUCUGACUGUCUUCUCAGCGUAAAUUGCACCGCGUUCUUCCGAAUCACCUGUUCCGAGAAAAUGGGUGAUUUGCUAUAGAGCUUUUGAAAUUGUGACCUUUGGAUUCCUGAUAAUCUCCCAACCCCACAGCAUUUAGGUUGACGUCUUGCUUCCUCUUCUCCUGGGACCAUGUUCUACGCUCAUUUUGUUCUGAGUAAGCGAGGGCCGCUGGCCAAAAUUUGGCUAGCGGCCCACUGGGACAAGAAGCUGACCAAAGCCCACGUAUUUGAGUGUAAUCUGGAGAGCAGUGUGGAGAGUAUCAUCUCGCCCAAGGUCAAGAUGGCACUUCGAACUUCAGGACAUCUUUUGUUGGGAGUAGUUAGAAUCUAUCACAGAAAAGCCAAGUAUCUCCUUGCGGACUGCAAUGAGGCAUUCAUUAAGAUAAAGAUGGCUUUUCGUCCAGGUGUGGUCGACUUGCCUGAGGAAAAUAGAGAAGCAGCUUAUAAUGCGAUUACCUUACCUGAGGAAUUUCAUGAUUUUGACCAGCCAUUGCCUGACCUAGAUGACAUUGAUGUGGCUCAACAAUUCAGUUUGAACCAGAGUAGAGUGGAGGAGAUUACAAUGAGAGAAGAAGUUGGGAACAUCAGUAUCCUCCAAGAAAAUGAUUUCGGUGACUUUGGAAUGGAUGAUCGUGAGAUGAUGCGAGAAGGUAGUGCAUUUGAGGAUGACGACAUGUUAGUAAGCACCAGCGCGUCCAACCUCUUACUGGAACCGGAACAGAGCACCAGUCACCUGAAUGAGAAAAUCAACCACCUGGAAUAUGAAGACCAAUACAAAGAUGACAAUUUUGGAGAGGGAAACGAUGGUGGUAUUCUGGAUGACAAACUUAUCAGCAAUAAUGAUGGAGGAAUCUUCGAUGAUCCCCCUGCCCUAUCUGAAGGAGGAGUGAUGAUGCCAGAGCAACCGGCGCAUGAUGAUCUGGACGACGAUGACAACGUGUCAAUGGGUGGACCAGACAGUCCAGAUUCAGUAGAUCCAGUUGAACCACUACCAACUAUGACUGACCAAACAACUCUUGUUCCAAAUGAAGAAGAGGCUUUUGCUUUGGAACCCAUUGAUAUCACUGUCAAGGAAACAAAAGCCAAGAGGAAGAGGAAGCUAAUUGUGGACAGUGUAAAAGAGCUGGACAGCAAGACAAUUAGAGCCCAGCUAAGCGAUUAUUCGGAUAUCGUGACUACUUUGGAUCUGGCGCCACCAACCAAGAAGUUGAUGAUGUGGAAGGAAACCGGGGGAGUGGAAAAACUGUUUUCUUUACCCGCUCAGCCUCUGUGGAACAACAGACUACUGAAGCUCUUCACACGCUGUCUCACGCCUCUCGUGCCGGAGGACCUGCGGAAGAGGCGGAAGGGCGGCGAGGCGGACAAUCUGGAUGAGUUCCUCAAAGACUUUGAGAACCCGGAGGUGCCGAGAGAGGAGCAGCAACAGCAGCAGCAGCAGCAGCAACGAGAUGUUAUCGAUGAACCUAUUUUGGAAGAGCCAAGCCGCCUACAGGAGUCAAUGAUGGAGGGCAGCAGAACCAAUUUGGAUGAGUCGGUCAUGCCCCCGCCUCCACCUCAGACUGGAGUCAAACGCAAAGCCCAGCAAGUGGAGCCGGAGCCCGCGUUGCCUCCUCAACCGUUGCAGCAGUUGGAAAUGCCUCCUGUCGAACUUCCUCCGGAAGAGCCUCCAAAUAUCUGCCAGCUGAUACCUGAGCUCGAGCUCCUGCCAGAGAAGGAGAAGGAAAAAGAAAAAGAGAAGGAGGAGGAAGAGGAAGAAGAGGAGGAAGAUGCUGCUGGUGGUGAUCAAGAUCAGGAGGAACGAAGGUGGAACAAAAGAACUCAGCAGAUGCUUCACGGUCUUCAGAGAGCCCUCGCUAAGACCGGAGCAGAGUCCAUCAGCUUGCUUGACCUGUGCAGAAAUACGAACAGAAAGCAAGCGGCGGCAAAAUUCUACAGCUUCUUGGUACUGAAAAAGCAGCAGGCUAUCGAGCUGACGCAGGAAGAACCCUACAGUGACAUCAUCGCCACCCCCGGACCAAGAUUCCACAUCAUCUGAGCGGCCGGUCACAUCGGAGCCAGUGUGAAUUUCACCAGGGCCUGUUAUGUAUUGCCCCCGUGGGUCGGGCACACCAGACCACUGCAGAAAUUUAAAUCUUAUCGGCUGUACAAAGUCUCUCUCUCUUCCCCCUCCCUCACCUUCCCCCCCACCGCCCCUUUUUGAUAUUUUUUAAAUUUGCCGUCGUCAUUUUUAGGGAAACUUGCUGGGCCGUCACGUUCCGACGAAGAUACCGGUAUCUCCGGAUGAAAUACGAGGCCGUUUUAACCGUUCGGCGCGGACGUGUGCAAUCCCGGGGCACGUAACGUCGCGUAGCGUUGAAAAGUCAGCGGUUCUCCUCCGUCACCCGCCGCGGCGUACGGACGGCUGACCCGCUCAGGGGAAAGAGAGGUGUUUUUCUCCCCCGGCCACCCCAAAAUCUUUUCGCUCUCUUCUUAACCGUGGAACUUAGGAGCUUCUAGUUGUAGUGCGGUAACAGGGUUACGGCGCUUUGGAAGAAUGGUUCAAGUAAGAAAGGCCAGCGUCUACGCGAGCAGGUGGGACUUUGGGAUGUCGGGUGCUCCCGGUAAGUCUGUGGAACGUCCCGGGGGCGUCGACUCGGCCGAGGGGGGACCGCGGGCCCGCCACGCUUAUCGGUAUCGGCCCCGGACUCGGCUGUCGGACUCGCCGGGCUCCUCCGGCGGGGUCAGUCCGGCCUGCACGCAAGCUCCCGACUGCAGUUUUUAAAAGAUUUACCUACACGUUCAGAUCAUAGCAAUAAAAACCAAUCAGAAGAUAGAAUUCCCCUCUCUCCGGCAAGCGUACCCAAAGGACAGACUGAUGAGAACGACACACACCAGGUUACACCUAAUUACGAGACUCCGUGUAAACUGUAUUAUGACUUUUCUAAUAUUUAUUAUGGGUUUUAGAAUCGAUUUUUCUUUUCUCCCCCGAUUCUGCACGCUCCCGUGUCCGACAUAGAGCUUUGCGAGAGAAAUCCCGCACCCGGUAUCCUGUGAGAGAUCCAAAUAGAGGCUUAUUUUUAAUAGAGCAGAUAGCACCAGAAAUCAUGUGAAUAGAUCGAUUUAUUAAACCACGUCUUAACUUUUUUAGGGUAAAAUCAUUGGCGCGAAAAGUUCCGGCUUAACUUUUGGCACUUUUGCGGGAGAUUCUCUUCGGAGACUGGGACUUAAGUCAGUCCCCGAUAACGUCAGAUCACGUGCAGAUGUUUUAAAGGUUUGCGAGACUACGGAAUCACCGUGUCACGAUCGAAUCUCACGAGAGGUAAUUGUAUAAAAUCAUCGCUGCGGCUUUAUCUUCGACACGACGUGCCCGUGAGACCAUGUCUUUCCCCUUUGUAAAAAGACAUUGUAGAUAAUUUGAAUGUUUAAUUAUAGAAAGGUCAUUAGUUCUUGUUACACAUUUUGUUAGUCUGGUUUUUGUUGCUUAUCAGGUUUAAUAUUGUUCUUGAAAAUAGUUGAUGCUGUGUUAUGUAUAACUUUUCUAAUAAAAGUGGUGUCCUAAGCUGUUACUCGCGCA
Ornithorhynchus anatinus (platypus) is the source of this 3763-nucleotide messenger RNA. It is a transcript of the gene RAD21, whose product is annotated as RAD21 cohesin complex component. NCBI's taxonomy places the organism in Eukaryota, Metazoa, Chordata, Mammalia, Monotremata, Ornithorhynchidae. The record is from RefSeq and is a predicted model, not a curated record. The transcript has 15 exons. Bases 341 to 2245 code for a protein of 634 amino acids. Gene Ontology annotation, biological process: synaptonemal complex assembly; replication-born double-strand break repair via sister chromatid exchange; mitotic sister chromatid cohesion. Gene Ontology annotation, cellular component: synaptonemal complex; cohesin complex. Gene Ontology annotation, molecular function: chromatin binding; protein binding.